AUGGAUUAAACUUUCUAUGAUUAUUUUAUUUUUAGAUUGAUUAUUUUUAAUUUACGAUGGAUUCCGAACGCAAAUGUAUCCGUCAUUUGUCAUGUCAAGUUGUCACCAAUGUCAAAUUGACAUUUUAAAGUUUCAUACAUUCGUGGAUUUAUUUUUGGAGGUUAUUAUCAUGUUGGUGCAAAAGUAAAAAGCAAUUUUUACUUUGACAUUACAUAAUAAGUUAAUGCAACGCUACGCAGUAUUUCAAACUACAUUACAGUAUCUUCUACGCAGCGUCACUCUUUAAAUUACCGAAGUUUUUGGACUAAAAGAUACAAGACAAUGCAAGCCCUUGGAAUCACUUGGAGAAAGUUAGCCACAAAUGUACAAAAUUCCGGUCCAUUUUCAAAAUUUAAAAAAGUAGUUAGAAUUGCUUUUAGUGACAAAUAUUUGUUGUACACAAAUGUUACUAUAUCCAUAAGCUUAUCAGCAUUAGGAGAUAGCUUAGAACAAUCAUAUGAAAUUUAUACAAAGGAGCAAGAGAAGUAUGACUUGAAAAGAACUAUGCACAUGGGCUUUUCUGGGGCAGCAGUAGGAGUUCUCUGCCACCAUUGGUACAAAGUAUUAGACAAGUUUAUUAUAGGAAAGACAGUAGACAUGGUGAUAAAAAAGUUGAUUUUGGACCAGUUAAUAUUUUCUCCUGUUAUGAUCAUCACUUUUUUUGGGAGUUUGGCAUUACUUGAAGAUGACCCUUUGGAAAACUUUAAAGAGGAAGUAAGAGACAAGUUUGUAACACUAUAUCGUGCAGAAUGGAUGGUGUGGCCACCAGCACAAGUAAUUAAUUUCUAUUUUCUGCCAACAAGGUUUAGAGUAUUAUAUGAUAACACAAUAUCAUUAGGGUACGAUAUUUACACAUCACAAGUUAAACAUAGCAAAUCAUUAAAAGCUGUAGUACCUAAUGUAAGUAAAGAAGCAAGUAAUGUCCAUAAACCUUGUGACAAAUCAUGUUGACAACUAAUACAAAUUAUGUAGGUUCAAUUAAAUAAUUAUUUUAGUAAUAGUAGUCAAUGAGCAAUAGCACUUAGGGCUUUUUACCCCCAAAUAAUUAAGUAUCAUUGUUUAGUGUUAAAUCACCGAUGUAACUUAAAAAGGAAAAGUGCUGUGAUAUUAAUUAAAUACGUAGCAAUAUAAAUUAUAGUAAUUUAUUGUUACUGUGACAGUUGUUAAUUUUUAACUCAUACAACAAUUAUACAAAGAAUAUAAUUUUAUUUUGAUUACAA
This is a messenger RNA of Ostrinia nubilalis (European corn borer), 1259 nucleotides long. Its product is annotated as mpv17-like protein 2. NCBI's taxonomy places the organism in Eukaryota, Metazoa, Arthropoda, Insecta, Lepidoptera, Crambidae. Gene Ontology annotation, biological process: mitochondrial ribosome assembly; cellular response to reactive oxygen species. The record is from RefSeq and is a predicted model, not a curated record. Bases 322 to 990 code for a protein of 222 amino acids. The transcript is spliced from 2 exons. Gene Ontology annotation, cellular component: membrane; cytoplasm; mitochondrion.